AUGUGGUCCGAGUUUGCGGUGGUGGUGCUGGCGACGGUGGUGGUGGUCCAGGAUGCGGGAAAUGCCACUCUGGGCCAGGUGGUGGUGAACGCGGCACAGGUAAUGAAGACAGAACAGGUGGCAGAAGAAACGGGCCAGGUGGCACACAAACUGGACCAGGUGGUGGAAGACGCUGACCAGAGCGUGAAGAGGGUAGGCCAGGUGGUACAACAGGUUGUGGAGCAGUACUUGGCCGGGUGCCACCUGGUGGUCGUGACUCCCCAAGUACACUCGCCUGCCUUCACCGACAUCCUCAGGUGGCUGACUGCAGGCCAGCAGGCGAGCGUGGUGGUCGACUUGAGAACGCUUCUACCUGCAGGCCUCCACUACAACGACGCUGGCCAAUCCCUUGCCAACGACUUCACCUGGAAGCACCUUGUUGAAGGAGACGCCAAGCUCACCUGCAGAGCUCUCCUGCUAGACCUAACCUCUCAGUCUUAUACCGAGGUGCUUGAGUUCUUGAAGGAGGUGAAGCUGGAGCUGUGGCCCAAGACCAGAGUGGUAGGCGUGGGCUCCACCUCGCGGGCGUGGGAGGUGCUCAGCCACGCCAGUUUUCGCUACACCAUACACGCCCUCUUUCUAGCCGCCAAGCCUACGCCCUCUAUCUCCUCUUCAGCAGCUGCCGCCUGUGAUCGCUCGGGGGCGUGUGGAGGCGAGGUGUGGGCGUACUCCCGCUGCCUCUACUGCUCUGGGGGAAAGCCUGGGAUGCGCUUGGUUGGGACAUGGCGGCCUGGCCAAGGCUUCUCUCUUGGGCGCUCUCUCUUCCUAGAGGGCUUCGAGGACAUGAAGGGCGGGCUGGUGCGGGUGGUGGCCAAGGACUUCUUCCCCUUCAUGAAGUUCGACAGGAACACCGACGAGCCCGGCUCUGUCGUCACCCCGAGGGACAGCGUCGAUGUCCGGCUCCUGAAUUGCGUCGCCGAGGGCCUCAACUUCACGUACGAAAUACGAAUGGAUCUGAGAGACGAAUGGGGUACGGUAGACAACGGCACCUGGACGGGACUCAUUGGCACUGUGGUGGAGGACAGGGCCGACAUCUCCAUGAUGCUCUUCGAGUCGUACCCCAGGAGGCAGGUCAUCGACUUCACC
This is a messenger RNA of Procambarus clarkii (red swamp crayfish), 1125 nucleotides long. The record is from RefSeq and is a predicted model, not a curated record. NCBI's taxonomy places the organism in Eukaryota, Metazoa, Arthropoda, Malacostraca, Decapoda, Cambaridae.